Molecule: messenger RNA, 1578 nt
Organism: Durio zibethinus
Lineage: Eukaryota; Viridiplantae; Streptophyta; Magnoliopsida; Malvales; Malvaceae
Source: RefSeq, a predicted model, not a curated record
AUGGAAUGCCCAAGGACUGUUAAAAUAGUUAUGCUUCAAGUUGGCAAUCCAUUUGUUCCAGCGUCUACUGCAAUAAAUGUUGACCUUGUUGAAAACUUCAGAGCAAGACUACUGGAAGACCGUGUUUCCGUUGACAUACGCCAAAUGCUUGCCAAUUUAUCAGAAAAUUCACCUGAGCCUUGCAUUUUCAAAGUACCUAAUUAUAUUCGUCAGGAAAACGAGAAGGCGUACGAACCACAGGUAAUUUCCAUCGGUCCAUAUCACCGGGGCAAGGAUCACUUAAAAGCAAUGGAAGAGCAAAAGCUCCGCAUUCUUCAAAAGCUUCUUGAAGAAAGAAAAGGGAUUGGUCUUUUAGCAUAUGUCAGGAAAAUGAGCGAAUUAGAAGAUCAAGCUCGCAAAUGCUAUGCAGAAAAUGUGAGGGAUCUUGACGCAGAAGAUUUAGUUAAAGUGUUGCUCCUUGAUGGUGUCUUUAUUGUCCAGCUAAUUCGCACGAGUUUUGAGGGGUGGCCAAAUUAUUUAAAUGAUAUAGUAGAUUGCUACGAAAAUGGUUUAUGGAAUCCUUUGCUUCACGACAUGUUAUUAGUCGAAAAUCAACUUCCCUUCUUUGUCCUUUGGGAGUUAUUUUAUAUAAUUGAGAGUAGUUGGGCUGGUCAAGAUAUGAUCUUCAUGCUAGCAAUUUAUGUGAUAUUGGAUGAUAAAGCACCAGAGCUUAAAGAUGCUGGAAUCAAAUUCAAAUUGGCCGAUGGAAACACCAAUACCAUGUUCGAUAUAUGGUUUGAAAAUGGGACUCUUCAUAUCCCUCAAAUUUGUGUAGAAGACUAUACCGAAUCUUUCCUCCGAAAUCUCAUUGCGUAUGAGCAGCUGUUCCUAGCAGACAGAGAUCUAAACCGCGCCACCGAUUAUAUGUAUUUUAUGGACUACCUUAUUGACUCUCCAAAGGAUGUAGGAAUACUUUGCCAACAUGGAAUUAUUAAGAACAUGUUAGGUGAUGACAAAGCAGUUGCCACCAUGAUUAAUGGUCUAAGUUGUGGUGUCACCUUCUCCCCCAGCUUCCAUUACACUGAAGUAUUCAACAAGAUAAACGAGCAUCGCAGUAAACGUUGGAACAGCUGGAUGGCGAACUUGAAGCACAACCAUUUUAACAGUCCAUGGGCUUUUGUUUCUUUUCUGGCCGCUGCCCUGCUCCUUCUACUUACGCUGCUGCAAACUGUCAAAAGUAAAACCAGAAGAAAAGGCUUAUGGGAGAUUGAUGAAGUUCUCUCUAUCAAAAGUAAAACCAGAAGAAAGAAAGGUGUAAAUGUCAUAGGUCGAGAUUCAAUUUUCAGGUUUGUGAGGGCGAGAAAGGGAGAAAGACAAAAGAAGGCAAUCUUGAAAGCACUGGACGAAGGGAUUAUUGCAGAUACCUCCUUGUCAGGUGAGGUUAUUCGCAACAGGGGACGAGUGCUGGCAUUAGAGGAGGCCAAAUCGACUAGGGAAAUUGGCAAAUUGGUAAGAAUGACAGCAAGUUGUGGAGACGAGGUAGUUAUUGAAAAGUUAAGAGAACUGGAUUCCGUCGGUCGGCAAAAAAUCUAUAUUUAA